Molecule: messenger RNA, 2271 nt
Organism: Anopheles marshallii
Lineage: Eukaryota; Metazoa; Arthropoda; Insecta; Diptera; Culicidae
Gene: ClC-b
Product: H(+)/Cl(-) exchange transporter 7
Exons: 6
Coding region: 1-2271 (756 amino acids)
Biological process (GO): transmembrane transport; chloride transport
Cellular component (GO): lysosomal membrane; intracellular membrane-bounded organelle
Molecular function (GO): voltage-gated chloride channel activity
Source: RefSeq, a predicted model, not a curated record
AUGCCGACGGAAAGGCGAUUAAUAGACACCGAUAGUGAUGAUGAAAACAUCGAGGCAGCGAGUGUUCGCAAUCGGCAUCGUUCGCAGAAUGAACCAACGGACUAUAAUAUUCCCGUCACGACUGAAGCAGAUGCCGAUCCUGCGUUUAACUUAAAUAGCAGAUCCAAGGAAACGUCCCAGUAUGAGAGCCUGGACUACGAUGUGUGCGAAAAUGUUCUGUGGCGUCGAGAACAGACGAAGAUCAAGCCUAAGUUCACCGUACGGAAGGAUUUCUCCCGUUGGGUAAUUUCGCUGCAGAUCGGUGUCUGCACUGCGCUCGUAGCGUGCUGCAUCAACAUCGUGAUCGAGGAGGUAUCGCGGCUUAAGUACGGCUUUCUGAAGCACCAGGUGGACGAGAAUGUGCUGCGGGGUGAUCUGAGCAUUCCCUAUCUGUACUGGUCUCUGUUAAAUCUCAUACCGGUCGUCAUUGGAGCCACGUUGGUCGCAUACGUUGAACCAGUGGCUGCUGGCAGCGGCAUACCGCAAGUGAAAUGCUACCUGAACGGCGUGAAAGUACCACGGAUCGUGCGCAUCAAGACGCUAGCUGUGAAGGCGGUUGGGGUGGCCACAUCCGUGAUCGGUGGACUAGCCGGUGGAAAGGAAGGACCGAUGAUACACAGCGGUGCGGUCAUAGCGGCCGGAAUUUCACAGGGUAAAAGUACCACCUUUCGUCGCGAUUUGAAGAUUCUGCAACACUUCCGCGAUGAUCACGAAAAGCGUGACUUUGUGGUCGGGGGUGCCGCAGCUGGCGUAGCGGCGGCUUUCGGUGCACCGAUUGGUGGAAUCCUGUUCUCGCUCGAGGAGGCGGCCAGCUUCUGGAACCAGAGUCUUAUCUGGCGUACGUUUUUCGCAUCGAUCAUCAGCUCGUUCACGCUGAACCUAAUCCUGUCGGCAUACCACGGAGUGAGCAGCUUCCAUUACCGGGGUUUGUUUAAUUUGGGCGAAUUUGCACCGCUCCCGUUCGAGUACUUCGAGCUGCCGAUCUUCAUGCUGAUGGGCGUGAUGGGAGGUUGCUCGGGUGCCCUGUGGAAUGCAGUAAAUAGCCGGAUAAAUAUGUUUCGUGCGCACGCACUACAGCAACGGUGGGCUAAAGUGUUGGAAGCUGCCUUUGUUGCCGUGCUAGGUGCGACGUUUGCAUGUAUAAUGAUUUACACUAUCAAUGACUGUCGCCCACUUGGAAACGAUCCGACCGAGCAUCCGGUACAGCUGUUCUGUCAGGAUAAUGAGUAUAAUGCGGCUGCCGCCCUGUGGUUCCAAACGCCCGAGGCAACAGUGAAGGCACUAUUCCACGAUCCGCCCGGAUCACACAAAAUCCUUACGCUGGCAGCGUUUGUGCUCAUCUACUAUCCCCUGUCGUGUGUAACGUACGGACUAAGCGUUUCUUUGGGCAUUUUUAUUCCGACUUUGCUAAUUGGCGCCGCCUGGGGUCGUUUGAUGGCGUCCUUUACAGUGCUCGCUUUUCCUGCAUCGAGCGCGUUUGUUUCUCCUGGAAAAUAUGCUCUGAUUGGGGCAGCCGCCCAACUUGGAGGCGUUGUUCGCAUGACGCUGAGUUUGAGCGUUAUUCUGCUGGAAACGACGGGAAACAUUGGGUUUAUUUUGCCCAUCAUGCUAACGUUGAUGACGGCCAAAUGGAGCGGAGAUUACUUCAACGAGGGCAUCUACGAUAUCCAGAUUCGAACAUCCCGCGUACCUAUGCUACCGUGGCACGUUGAGCCGGAGUAUCAGAAUCUUUCGGCCCGCCACGUCAUGGCUCGACCGGUUGUGUGCGUACGGAUGGAGGAGAAGGUUCAAUACCUGAUGGACAUACUGAAAAACACUUCCCACAAUGGGUUUCCCGUGAUUGAAGAUGGUGAUGAUGGUACGCGCGUUAACGGACGACUCAUUGGAUUGAUUCUGCGUUCCCAGCUGGUGGUGAUAUUGAAACACAGCUAUUACCAGGAAGCGAGCAGCUUCUGGGAAUCGACCGUCAGCAUUGAAACGUUCCGUGAUGCAUACCCGCGUUAUCCAGCCGUGGAGGAACUGCACGUCAAUGAGCAUAAGAGGAGCGGAAAGUUCUCCGUAAACAUGGAAAUGUUCAUGAACCCUUCGCCGUACAGCGUAGAGGAGGGCACAUCAGUGCCACGAAUCUUCCAGUUGUUCCGGGCCCUUGGUCUGCGCCAUCUCGUCGUGGUGUCAUCGGAAAACCGCGUGCGUGGCAUUAUUACGCGCAAGGAUUUUUUGAAGCAUCACUAA